This is a messenger RNA of Pipistrellus kuhlii (Kuhl's pipistrelle), 400 nucleotides long. Its product is annotated as DNA-directed RNA polymerases I, II, and III subunit RPABC4-like. The record is from RefSeq and is a predicted model, not a curated record. Bases 1 to 231 code for a protein of 76 amino acids. The transcript has 4 exons. Gene Ontology annotation, cellular component: RNA polymerase III complex; RNA polymerase I complex; RNA polymerase II, core complex. NCBI's taxonomy places the organism in Eukaryota, Metazoa, Chordata, Mammalia, Chiroptera, Vespertilionidae. Gene Ontology annotation, biological process: DNA-templated transcription. Gene Ontology annotation, molecular function: DNA-directed RNA polymerase activity; DNA binding; zinc ion binding.
AUGCAGAUUUUGAAGAUGGAAGAAAGAAAUAUGGGUGGUCUUGAGAAGUUGGGAAAAGUGGACAUGCAGCAGGAUGUUCAACUCCCAAAGCAGCAGCCAAUGGUAUAUAUCUGUGGAGACUGUCACACAGAGAAUAAAAUAAAAUCCCAGGAUCAAAUCAGAUGCAGAGAAUGUGAAUACAGAAUAAUGUACAAGAAAAGGACUAAAAGGUUGGUGGCUUUUGAUGCUUAAUAAAAAAGAAUUCAGAAAAAUAUCUUUAUUUGCAUUUGGAUUUGCUGUUAAUGUUGUAUAGGUUUUGAUGAGUACACUUAUCUUUAGAAUUCAACUAAAUACACUUGAUUUGAUUUUUAAAACCAUAUUAUAUUUAGGUAUCUAUUAUAAAGAUUUAAGUUGUUCAGUU